CGAGUGAUGCGCCCACCCUGCUCCUUGCAGGGCGGGUGAAGAGGGGCCCGGCGGCUCGGCCUUGCGAGCCGCGGGUUCCCGACCCCUGAUUUAAAGUAUUUGCAGCGGGAGAAGAAACCCACGCGGCAGCUAGGGAAAGGGUUAUCGCCAGUUGCCGCUACAGAACAUGCGUAAUACACAGCAAGCAAAGUUUGCUGAAGUUCCGCUACUUCGCGUCAGGAGCUGAGCGCAAAUUGCCUCACUCUUUAGUCUCGCGAUAUUUAGGAUGUGUCACGCGGGUUUGAGGACGAAAUUUGAACGAUCUGAUCUAUUAGGGCGGUUGACCGGGCGAGCAGCACUGCGAGGGGCACCCUUGCAGGCUUGGCAGCCAUGGAAAUAGUGAACAGCUGCUUUAAAGAGAUUUGAAAAGGAUUUGCAUUUCAAUUGUCCUGGCAUGUGAAUUUUACCUAUUCUGGAAGGCAGAAGCAAGGGUGAUAGAACUAGCUGUAGGAUUCGCAGCAGAAACAAGCAGAUGGCUUAUUAGUUAAACAGCAAGAUGAAUUUUGAAGUUCGUGGAAAAAUAUAAGACGGCAUGGCCUUGAAGACUUGAUUGUAAGGGUUAAAAGAAAUGGAGACUGAGGAGAUAAUAUUACGUCUCCGGAGCCAGCUGAAAGAGGCUGAAGAGGAAAGAAGAACGGCAGCACAAUAUGGUUUAACAUUGAUAGAAGGGCAGAAUGUGUUGCAGAAUCAGCUAGAUGAAUUGCAAAAUGAAAUGGUCACCUUAACAGAGAAAUCUGAACAAGAAAAAUAUACUCUCCAGAGAGAAGUAGAACUAAAAAAUAGAAUGUUGGGAAGUCUAAAUGGCGAAUAUGAUACUCUGAAACAGCAACAAAAUAUACAGUUAGAUACACUUCGUGAAAAAUUGGAAAAGCUGCAUGGACAAGAAAUAAAUGAACUUAAGAAUAAGGUGGAAAAGCUGAAAUCUGAGCUAGAUGAAAGUCUGCUUAGUGAAAAGCAGCUAAAGCACAAAGUAGGCCAUCUUAAGGAGGUCAUUGCGUCUAAAUCCGAAGAACUGCGCCUAAUGUCAGAGCGCGUCCAUGAAACCAUGUCUUCAGAAGUUCUGAGUCUACAACUUGAGCUAGUAGCUCUUGAAAAGUCAAAGGAAGAACUUGAGGCUAGGUUACACGAACUGCAGUACAGCAAAGAACAACUAGAACUUGUAAACACCAAUCUCAAUCAUCGGGUCUCGCAUCUUGAAGAAGAGAAAGAAGAUAAAGAAAAAGAGCUUGUUUCUUACUGUAAUACAUUAGAGAAAGUACGUGAAGUGAAUAGGGAUCUUCAGGUUCAAUUAGAUCAUGCAUUACAACAGGUCUUGGAUCCUUCCAGUAAAGGCAAUUCUUUGUUUGCUGAGGUGGAAGACAGGAGAGCAGAAAUGGAACGUCAGCUAAUCAGUACAAAAGUAAAAUAUCAGUUACUACAAAAACAGCAUACUUUCACUAGAGAACAUCUGCAAAGAGUGAAGCUACAGAUGGCUACACUGCUUCGGAUGAAGGGUUCACAGGGAGAACUUGAUCAACUGGAACGUUUGCAGAGCAUGCUUCAACAAAAGAAUGGUGAAAUAGAAGAACUUAUCAUGAAAGUGAAGCAGUUGGAAAAGUCUAAGCAGAUAACUGAAAACACAAAAGAACUGAUGCUUUAUAAUGCUUCUGAAUGUCCAGAACUUAGAGGUGCCCGUUACACAGAUUUGCUGCAGAUGAAGCUUGCAAACUCUGAUAAGGAGAUAGAAAAUUUGAGAAGUGAGUUGUCUUUACAGAGGAUGAAAGCUUUGUUUGAAAGUCAGCGGGUUUUGGAGAUGGAGCGGAAGCUUUUUGCAACUGAAAGACAGCUUGAGACUUGUCAAAGUGACAGCAUAAAUUUGCGAGUGCUCCUGGAUGAAUUGAGAAUUAAGUAUGAACCUGAAGAGUUAAUGAAAAAUCCCAUCAGUUUUAAGAAGGCUCCAGGGAACAUGGUUUCUGAUGUUUUAAAUAGCAUGAAGACCCCUGUGCGUGAAACCGCUUAUUUGCCGUCUCAAACUUAUGAAGAAAUAAAAAGAAGUGAAGACCGUAUGAAAACCUCUCUGCAAGCUCUACCUUCAGCAAUGUGUCAAAAAACUGAUCAGCCUGAAACGAAGAGAAUUAGAAUCAAGAAGGAAGAAUCUGACGAGAAAAGUGUAAAAAAGAAAGAUGGGAAUGAUUCUGCAGCUUUUCCUGUUACCAGGUCAGUGUCUUCUAAUGUGUAUGCACAAGGCAAUCGGCACAGACCUGCAUCUCUGUUCUUUCGCUGCAUGAACUAUGCUAUCUACUUCUUCAUUUACUUUCUCAGUGUUGCAUGCAGUGCAAUCCCUCAGUUCCACCUGCCUAUUCUGACAUUUUCAAAAACCUCUAAAAAGAUUAAAAAAUAAUACAAUGAAAAGGACUCUUAAAUCAUGGACAUUUUCACUAUCUAAAUGGCUGCAAUAAAAUUGAGUGCUUUAUGCUGUAUUUUCCCUCUGUAUUAGCCAUUGUGUGUAUUCAGAUCUUUUUGCUCACACUUUAAACUGGCACACGUUGCCAGGUGUGGCUUGAUCUGCAGAUAUCAAAUUACUGCUGCAGUUUUUUUUACAGAAUUGCAAAAAGCUACUUGAGCUUUCAUAGUGAAUGUGCACCUAGAUUAGAAUAGGACAGGCAUGUGGCACACAGUGAUAGAUCUAAUGUUGAACUAGAGUGGGAACAUGGUGGCUGAGAUUUUCUUAACAGCUGUUAAAAUAUUUAGUAUUUAUUGUAUUACUCUUUUUGUUUUUACUUGAGAAGUGAAGAGAAACAUUUUUAAAUCACAGUUUUUACAAUAGCUUCUUAGGAUGAACUUUGUACCAUCAGUAGAAGUUUGUCUACCAAAUCUGCUGGAGGAGGGGAUUAACAUUCAUGUUUGCCUCAGACAGAUGCACUAAGUAGCUUUCUUUAAGAGUGCAAAAGCAAGCUGCUCAAACUUCAUCAAUGUUGUUUUCUUCCCUCUCCGCCCCCUCCCCCCAGCAGCAGAUAGGAUGGCCGUGUAGAUAAUAUCUUGCAGUCAUAAGUCAGUGCAUGUUUUUGUGAACAUGUUGCUGCUUUUUAACUAGUCUUGACAUUACUGACUUUUGGCAAUGGGGAAAGUAUGUAUUGACAAAAAUGAUUCAGCAGAGAACAUCAUGUGGCUGAUGGAAACUAGAAGUGGAGGUUAGUUUUUAUAGGAUGACAAGCUGGAAAAUUUGAUGUUCAGGUGCUCAGUAGAUUAGCUAUUUUACUGCGUCAGUGAGAAGCCUACCUUUUGGGCUUUCCUUUUCUAUCUUGUGCAUUAGACAUGGGGUAUAUUAUGGAAUAGUUAAGUUUUAGCAGGCAGCCCUAUUUUGAAAGGUUUUUCAUUGGAUAGGUGAACGUACUAUCAGAACAGGUGCUAGACUUUCAGAAUAGGUGCAGUACUUUCAGAACAGUGCUAGAAUUAACAGUAAGAUAUAGCUGUCGAAUUUACAGUGAAAAGUAUAAUCCUGAUGCUAGAGUUCAGUUAUGAGGUGGGCAACAGUAACAUCUACUACACAUUCAGAGACAAGAAUGCAUCAAUUUAAUUUGAGUGCAAGGACACCCAAUUGUCCUGGGCAGUUUAGAUGUUUUCAGGAUCCUCUUUCUGCAUAUUGGCAAGUAUUCAGAUUGAAGUGUUUACCACUUAAGUUUAAAAGGGAAAUUAUGGAAAUUUAAGUACACUGUUUAAUCUAGCUAUGCUUUCUAAAUAGUACCACCACAAUGGAACUGGAAUUGCAGUCUGAUGUAGGUAAAGCCCUGGAGCCAUUCAGAGAGUUGAAGCAGGUGGGUGCAGGGUGACUAGAUGGAAUGAUGGAGAAGUCAGCUGUUGCAUUUGAAUAAAUGGCUUAUGUAAAUGGAGGAACCUCAGUUCAGAGGAGAGUACAAUAGAGGGGGGGAAAGAAGAAAGAUGGCCAAGCUUUAUAUGGUGGCUUUGGGAAGAAUAUGAGGACUGAUGGUCUAGUAGUUGAUGCUGUGUGCGGAAUUCAGGGUGAUUCCUUUGCAACCAUGUGGCAAAUUUGCAUGUAAAAUGGGCAGGAAGCCUACAUGUAGCUGUUCCACUAGUAGCUUUUGGGGAGAUCUUAGUAUGCUUCUGCAUUUACUCCAGUAUAUCAUUGGAGUUUGUGUUUAAUGAGGUCUUAUGCACCAUAACACCUUUUACAUAUUCUUAAAGCAAGGUUGGUUUUCUUGUUUUUGCAUUAUGGGGGAAGACUUUUGGAGGGAGGCAAGAUAUAUAUUUACACAUGAAGACUCAGUGAUUGUGCUUAAAAAUUCUGGACUUUUGCAAGAAGAAAUUGGACUUGCAAGAACAUAGUUUAAAAGUUUAAAUGGUGCUUCCAAACAGUUGUAGGGCAAAUGACUAGACUAGCACUAACAGAUUUUGCCAAUUCAAAAUUGGUAUGGAUUGUCUUAAUGUGGUGUUGAAUGCAUCAGCUAUUACAAUUAAACUCCUAUAAUGUCU
This is a messenger RNA of Sphaerodactylus townsendi, 4509 nucleotides long. It is a transcript of the gene SPDL1, whose product is annotated as spindle apparatus coiled-coil protein 1. Lineage: Eukaryota; Metazoa; Chordata; Lepidosauria; Squamata; Sphaerodactylidae. Bases 608 to 2419 code for a protein of 603 amino acids. The transcript is spliced from 12 exons. Gene Ontology annotation, biological process: mitotic metaphase chromosome alignment; protein localization to kinetochore; establishment of mitotic spindle orientation. The record is from RefSeq and is a predicted model, not a curated record. Gene Ontology annotation, cellular component: outer kinetochore; spindle pole. Gene Ontology annotation, molecular function: kinetochore binding.